AGCCGACUUCAGCAGUUUCCGUCUCUUACCUCUAUCUCACUUUGUCACCCCUCAUUGGGUCCUUCUGCUUCUCAAAGCUGACUGUAUGUUGGAAACGAUUAGGCAUUCACUCAUCCCUCGCUGUCGGUGGAAGGCGCAUCAUGCACUGUAAAGUUUUGGGCAAAAGUGUAAUUUUCUUUGCGAAGUUUCCCAAGGGCUCCACACGAAACAAAACGGAUACUUCAAACAGUCUAUCGAAGCCCUUUGCGCAUUUUUGUGUACGGAUUUUACAUCGGAAUUUCUUGUAACGAUUUUAUUCUUUGGGGAGUUUGUCAUUAUAGGACUGUAUAACUAUGGAGUUAUGCGCUUCGUGAGGAGUGGCAUUGAGGAGAAACCAAAGCCAUGGUAAAAUGGGAUACAGUGAGUCUGGAUCUAAAUAAAGGUUAAUACAUUAUAUUAUAAGCUCCAGUGAUAGGAACACUUUGUGGUGGAUGGAUGCGCAGCUGAAGAUGGCCCGUCCCGCAGCAUUCAUAUUGAUACUGUCCAUGCUGAUGGCGCCAGUUACAAGUCUCCCCUGCCCGCGCCAGUGCACGUGCCCUCAGGCCACAGAGGUGCACUGCACGUUCCGUUCCCUGCUCACGGUGCCCGCCGGCAUACCCAGACAAGUGGAGCGCAUGAACCUGGGGUUUAACACCAUAAACCAUGUGACUCAGACCUCUCUGUCUGGGUUGAGGAAGCUGGAGCUUCUGAUGAUGCAUGGGAACGAUCUCUACAACAUUCCCAACGGAGCCUUCAGGGAUCUCAUGUCCUUACAGAUGCUGAAGAUGAGCUAUAACAAACUGAAGGAGAUCAACAGACACACUCUCCAGGGUCUGUGGUCUCUGACCAGACUCCACCUGGACCACAACCAUCUGGAGUUCAUUCACCCAGACACCUUCCAGGGCCUCACCUCCCUACGUCUCCUACAGCUGGAGGGGAACAGACUGCAGCAGCUCCACCCCUCUACCUUUUCCACCUUCUCRAUGAUGGGACACUUCCACCUCUCCACCCUAAGGCACCUGUACCUGUCGGAGAACAGGCUGACCUCGCUGCCCCAGGAGCUGCUGGGAGGAAUGCCCCAGCUGGAGAACCUAUUCCUGCAUGGGAACCCCUGGACAUGUGACUGCAGAAUGAAGUGGUUCGCCGACUGGGACAAAAACUCACCAGGUGUGCUGAAGUGUAAAAAGGACAGGGCCUACCCAGGAGGUCAGCUCUGCCUUAUGUGUUACUCCCCAAAGAACUUACGAAUGAAAGAAGUCCUGGGCCUGGACACACUGGMCUGCUCCAGCCCCGUUAUCACCUCCCCUGAUCYACCUACGYCCCKAGAGGACACAGAGACKGYGGUCAUGACCCUGGAGGAGUUCAAGGGGRCYUURGGCAACAUUACCRUAGGCCUGACGGACGAYCAUGGGAACAAAGUGGAUCUGGAGUGCAGCGUCGGAGAGCCCCGCGGGGAGUCGUCUAAGGUCAGCUGGGAGCAGGUCAACCCUCUGCAGCUGGCCUCUAAUGUGAGUAUCUCCGUGGAUCUGGGGUGUCCCAUCAACAGGGACAAUUAUGAGAGACUCUGGAGGCUGAUCGCCUACUAUAGCGACACGCCCGCUCACCUGCAGAGAGAGAUCAUGCUGACUAAGGAGCCGGUGCCCAGCUACAGGUACAGGCAGGACCUGGAGAGAGACGCAUUGUACUACACAGGGGUUAAGGCUAACAUGGUAGCUCAACCAUCCUGGCUGAUGCAGAGCUCUGUGGACCUGCAGCUGAACAGGCCCCAGUCCACUGGGAAGAGCGUCAAGCUGAUCCUCAGCACCCACCUCACACAGACCGUGGAGCCUGAGCUGGAGCGCAGACAKCGRAGGACAUGGGUCAUGAUAGAGAACACAAACYCUACCAGGACGYRGCUGAGUGUUGUAGUGGGCAGCSCUGCUGUAAUYGACUGUAACGUGUUGAGCUCAGGAGACACYGUGGUUCGCUGGAUGCUGCCAGACGGGACCCAGCUGGAGGCACCGUACAGCAGCCCAGACAACAGGGUGUCAGUGURGAGCACCGGRAGGUUGGAUAUUAAAGCUGUAGGACACUCAGACUCYGGGAUAUAUUACUGUAUCGCCCAGGUCUCUGACGACCUCAGUGUCCUCCCUUUCCGCCUGACGGUCGAGGAGUCCUCCAGUCCUCCCCCUCUUGGAGGGGAUGAGACGGCGCCUACCCUCGUAGAGGGGUUCACCGGUGUCCCUCUCACUCUAAACUGUGUCGUGUCUGGCUCUCCUGACCCUGAGAUUAACUGGAUCCUUCCUGACAGCAGCAUAGUGAGUCACAGAGCCAACUCUUCUAGAGCGCUGGUGUAUUCCAACGGAACUCUGAGAGUCCCAGAGAGUCGACUGACAGACAGUGGAUAUUAUAAGUGUGUGGCCAUGAACCAGCAUGGUGUGUAUUCCCUGGCGACUAAGGUGACUCUCACCAGACAGUUAGGGGCAGAGAUACGACCACUGAGGAGAAUGAGGCCACAGUCUGCUUCAGGGGUCAACACCAGGGUCAAAGCCCCCAUGGGGGACACUGAGGAGGCAUCAGGGGACAAUGACGACACACAGGAGGAAGUCCCCUCCUCGCCUUCCUCCUCAUCUUUCUCCUCCUCCUCAUUCCCGAGCCGUGUGGGGCUAAUGAAUCGGAGGAGAGGUCAAAGUUCAAACAGGGGUGGUGGUCAUCCAUUUAGAAACACAUGGAGGCGACCUGCUGUACCUAGAAAACCAACCACGACAGGGACAAAUGAUGAAGACAAGAAAAACACAGUGGGGACGAGGAGGAGGAUUAACGUGGCAAACAAAAAUAUAGACCCGGAGAAGUGGGCGGACAUUUUGGCCAAAAUCCGUGACAAGAACGGACAGGGUAACACUAACAUAACACCCAGCUCAACUCACCUCACCACAAAGAAGAAGCAGGAGUCAACAACAACAGCUAGCGCUAAGCAGACAGAGUCUCCUUACAACAUAGAGGGAUCAACAGACGACCUACAUGAGGAAGAGGAGGAGGAGCUAUACACACCCACUACUAUACCGCAUAUACCCACUCGACACACUACUUACACUACAGACUCAGAUGUGGAUACAGCCACAAAUCAUGCACUUUUCACGCAGCCGGUCACAGAGCCUGUCACAUCUGUUCCCCAGCAGCUCAGUAACACUGUCACACACACAGAGACGCAAGGCAGGCAUACAGUCACACACACACACUCCCAGACCCUGGGUCAGCUGCAUGUGAACGUCUUGACCAGUUCUUCGUACAACGAUUCUUUACAAGGAGAAAAUCAAAGCACCACCACCACCGCUUUGACUACAGAUGUUGCGGCUACAGAGUCUGAUAUCUCACCCACGUCUGAGGAUAAUCAGGGGGAGAAAGACGCUAACGGACCCAGUGUUGAUAGCAGCUUUAAUGAAGGAAGUGACGCAUAUUUAGACAGAGCUGAACUUGACCCAUCACUCACCACCACCACAGUUAGAGGGUACUCUGAAUCGGAAACAGAGAGAGAUGAAUUUGACCACUCUCUCACUGAGACUCAGAGCACAACUGCUAAACUAGACACACCUACUCAGCUAAAGCAGCAUACAAGGUCUAAUAUAACCCAUCUUCCACUCAGCACACCCUCUCCCACAACCGAGCUCACUUCAGCUGUGUAUAUGAGGAAGGAAACUCCAGGUGAGGUGGCUACUCGACUCAGAAACCAGAACUCCAGGAGGAGGAACGGGGGUGGGGGCAGGAGAAGACGGCCCAAUACGGGCAGAAAGAAGCCAAAGCCUAAUAAUCCGUUGAGAAGUGAUUUUACAACCGCAGCCACGCCUAAGGACGCGCUCCCAACAACUACCAAGGCAACCACUGCCACAUGGAUUAAAAUAGAAGCGUUCGACAAUGCCAAAAGCAUGACGGACAGGUUUAAUACCGCAGUUCCAUCGACGGGCAGCCAAACGACGUCAUCAGGCAGAGUGAGUCACGAAGGGAACACAGUAGUCUCUUUAUACGAAGACAGGAUUGACCCCUCACCUACAACUCGCUCCGAGACAAAGGACACCCUUUCACCACACGCCAAACCACUGUUUGGGAGCACAACAGCCCCACCGGCGUCUCCUACAACCUCUUUAACAGAAACACAUAAACAAACAUCCCAGAGCAGCCAUCACAGAACAGCCCCAGAAAGAGCCUCUCAGACUCCGAACACUCAGAGCCCAGUUCCAGAGCACUCGGUUGUGCACACGACAGCCCGUCAGGGGAAUUUUACAAGCAUCCCCCGUCCUACAGUUAAACCAACCGAGACAACACAAAGGGGAGGCAGCGCUACUGUAGACCUUCACCCUGUUCCAAGUCCUGACAAGUCCCCGGAGAAUCGCAACACUCGCCCGGGAGUGCCAGCAGAUGGACAGCUCGACACACCAGACUAUCGAUAUACAACAGGUACGACUGAGGUUAAAAAAGCGCCGGUCAAAGAGAUUGACAGCGCGUCUCCGUCCAUCCGGCAUGAAAUAACCAGCGCACACGGCACAACACACGCCCCAACACACGCCCCAACACACGCCCCGGGUGCCUCGACAAAAGAGUCCUUCCAUGAGGAGGCAGAACAUGAGAAGGCUCGGGUUAGCACCGCUGAAAGGCCGGUGACAUCUGAAAGCUCUCAUCGCGGAUCUGGUCCCGAUAAAACAGCCACUGUUAAGCCCAGAACAACCUUUGAUGGGCACUAUAACAUCAGAGAAAGCACUUCCACCACAGGCAAAGACCAAACACCAGUGGAAAAUGUUGCAGUUUCUGUUGCUGCUACUACAACAAAGGAUGUUUCUCCCACUAUGUCACCUGUCACCUCCACAUCAGUUAGGACAUCCAUAGUUUUCCCCUCUAGGGUGAGGCCUCAGAUCCCUGUACUAAACACUCCAUCCACUAGGGUCAGGACCCAACCUUCAUCCAGAACAGUGGAGGUUCCCUCCAACUCCAACCACAUCCCAGACAGUCACAUAGAGAGAGUCCUCAUCUCUCAACCCGACCAGAGAAACAACCCGAUCCUCAACAGAGGAGACUCCAUCCUAAUCACCAGAUCUGACCCCAACAGACAACCACCACCAGCCGACUCCCACACCACUACUAAACUAGAGUCAACUGACAUCAGACCUGAUCCAGUCACRGGUGUUAAACCAACCACCACAGAACCCAGAACACCCCACAGGCACAGGACAGUCACAAACACAAACACCCAGAUGGUCAAACAGACGACCAUCACAACCACGCUCGCUUCCACCGCCACAAAGAGCUUUUCUCAGACUUCAUCAGUGUCUUCAUCAAGGCCUCAGAGUCCGUCCAGUGGGGGCCAGAGGACAGAGACCCCUACCCAGACACAGGGGUUAUCAGGUGGGGUGUCGGGAGGUGGUGAGAGACCCUCCGUAGCGGGACCUGUUGUAACAGGGAAGCCCCGGAUCACCAAUGUGGAUGUGCGGACAGUGACAGUGAAUGCAGAGAUGGAUGCACAGCUGCCCUGUGUGGCUGUAGGGGAGCCCAAGCCUUUCCUCUCCUGGACGAGAGUCUCCACUGGAGCGACAGUAGCCCAGAACACUCGGGUCCAGAGGUUCGAGGUCCAUCCCAACGGCACGUUAAUCAUCCGUAACAGCCAGCCCCAGGACCGAGGCCAGUACCUCUGUAUGGUCCAGAACCAGUAUGGCAUGGACAAGAUGGUGGUCUCCCUGAUGGUCCUGGCCCAGCAUCCCAGAGUGCUCCAGCCGCGCUACCGCGAUGCUACCGUAUACCACGGGGACGGCAUCGAUCUGGAGUGCCAGGUACAGGGACAUCCCAUGCCCCGGGUCACCUGGGUGCUGCCUGACAGGGUCCACCUCGCUGCGCCCCCAGCCCCGGGCCCUGCCAACCCAGCCAGUGGCCCCCAGCCCGGCCCACAGUCUGGCCCUAAGCACGUGGACCUCCUCAGUAACGGUACUCUCCGGAUAACCGAGGCCAGCUACACAGACAGAGGGAUCUAUAAAUGUAUCGGCAGCAGCGUGGCGGGAGCCGAUACAGUCUCUGUCCGUCUCCAUGUGGCAGCCUUGCCUCCAGUCAUCCAACAACCUCGCUAUGAGAACAUGUCCCUCCCCGAGGGCAGCACGGCCUACAUCCACUGCACCGCCAAAGGAGCCCCUACGCCCGUCAUGCGCUGGACCACGCCCGACGGAGUCCAGCUCCUCACCUCGCAGUUCGUCAACGGACGUAAUUUCUUUGUCUUCCCCAACGGGACCCUGUACGUCCGUGGGCUAGGCCAAGGCGACGCGGGGAGAUAUGAGUGUGUGGCCAGUAAUGCGGUAGGAGCCUCCAGGAGAACCAGCAUUCUGACCGUACUGAGACUCCCAUCCUCCACCAAGGCCAGGAUUACCUCCUUGUCUCCCCAGAGGUCUGACGUGGUCUACGGGGCGCUUCUGAGGCUCGACUGCAUUGCCACAGGAAAACCAGAGCCCAGGAUCGUCUGGAGGACCCCCUCUAAGAAACUAGUGGAUUCCCAGUACAGCUUCGACCCCAGGAUAAAGGUGUUCACCAAUGGUUCUCUGGCCAUCCAGGCCAUGACAGAGAAAGAUGAUGGGGACUACCUGUGUGUGGCCCGAAACAAGAUGGGGGACGACUACAUGCUUCUGAGGGUUAACGUGCUGACCAAGCCGGCCAAGAUUGAGCAGAAGCAGCUGCUGGCGAGUCAGAAGGUGAUGUAUGGAGGAGACCUGAAGGUGGACUGUAUAGCGUCUGGCCUCCCCAACCCUGAGAUCCGCUGGGCUCUGCCGGACGGCACCAUGAUCAACACACUGAAACAGACGGAUAGUAGGGUUAGAGGUGGCCGCACCCGCAGAUACGUGGUGUUCGACAACGGGACGUUGUACGCCAACGACGUGGGGAUGAGAGAGGAAGGAGACUACACCUGCUACGCUGAGAACCAGAUAGGGAAGGAUGAGAUGAAGGUUCACGUCAAGGUGGUGGCGGACCCUCCGAUCAUCAGAGACAAAACUCAAAGCCCGGAAGUCAUCAGGGUUCUUUAUGGGGAGACCGUGUCUCUGAAGUGCAGCGUCAAGGGAGAGCCGACCCCAGUCAUCACGUGGCUAUCCCCCACUAACCGGGCCAUUGCCUCCUCCCCCACUAAAUACCAGGUCCAUAAUGAUGGCACAUUAGUGGUCAAGAAGGCGCAACGCUUUGAUGCUGGUAACUACACCUGCACAGCUAGGAACAGUGCCGGCCAGGACCGCAAAGUCACCAGGGUGGAAGUCUUUGUGACGCCCCCGACCAUCAAUGGACUGAGAGGUAUGGUCAACACUAUCAGAGUGACGGCUAUAAGGGACCAGCGCACCAUGUUGGCCUGCGAGGCCGUGGGGACACCCAUCCCCCGGGUCAUGUGGGUGUUACCGGAGAACGUCAUCCUCCCGGUGCCAUACUACGGCAGCAGAAUGYCGGUGCAUCGUAACGGUACGUUGGAUAUACGUUCGCCGAAGGGGACAGACUCGGCUCAGCUGGCCUGCAUCGCACGCAACGAGGGCGGGGAGGCCAGGCUGAUGGUCCACCUGGAGGUUAAAGAGAUGGUAGAGAGACCGCAGCUCAGAGGGCCCAAAACAGAGAGCCUCUCUCUAACGGUAGGCAGUACCAUGACCCUGAACUGCUCCUUUGAAGGAGGCCCAGCACCCCCAACGGUAACCUGGAUCCUCCCUAAUGGUUCCCCCCUCAUGAGGGGUGCCCAGUUCUCCAAGUUCUUCCACCGACCUGACGGCUCCUUGGUCAUCACUAACCCCGCUGUCUCUGAGAGUGGUAUGUACCGCUGCCUGGCGAGGAAUGUAGCCGGGCUAGUGGAACGUACUAUUACUUUAGCCCCGGAGAGGAAACCAGAGAUCAAUAACCGCUACAACUCCCCCAUCAGUAUUAUGAAUGGGGAGAGCCUCCAACUCCACUGUCUSUCUACGGGGGACCCCCUCCGGCUGACGUGGACACUGCCCAGUGGGGUGGUCCUGGGGCGGCCACAGAGAGCCGGRCGCUACGCCGUACUGGCCAAUGGGACGCUCGCCAUCCAGCAGGCGUCCGUCUACGACCGCGGCUCCUACGUCUGCCGAGCGGCUAACGAGUACGGCAGCGCCCUGCUCUCCGUGCCCGUCAUCGUCAUCGCGUACCUGCCUCGCAUCACCAAUGGCCCGCCUCCCGUGAUGUACGCUCGCCGCGGCGUGGCGGUCCAGCUGAACUGUGUUGCCACGGGGAUCCCCCGAGCUGAGAUUGCCUGGGAGACGCCGGAUAGGACGCGGCUAGCGGUCAGUGCCCAGCCACGCCUCUUUGGCAACAAGUACCUCCACCCACAAGGCUCUCUCAUCAUCCAGAACCCCACACAGAGAGACCAGGGCUUCUACAAAUGCACCGCCAGGAACGCGAUAGGGGUCGAUACUAAAGCCACCUAUCUACAUGUGUUCUGAUUAGCCGUAGACAAAUCGUUUUUUUUUAUCAUAUGCCCAAGAAACUGCCAAAGGAGCUGAGCACGGCCAAUGCUUUUCAUCCGUCCACAUGAUGUUGAAGAGACUUUGAAUCGCUGUCAACGCAAAGUAAAGAUACACGUUUCCAAUCGGUAGCUAAACAAACGAGCUACUGUGUAUGCAGUAGCUGUGCUGUAUGUGUCCUGUGACGUCAUUCAAGGCCAUGUUUCAGCUGCAUUUCAAAAAAAAACAUUUUGUGACAAAGCCAUUUUUCACUCGUCAAAAAACACUUUGCCAUGAAGGACUUUAAUAGAGAGUGAGAACUGUAGUAUUACUAUUUGUAGCAUUAUAUCAGUAUAUGAGAGCAUAUGACUUUCCAUGUAGGCUGCUUCUCUUUUCCAUCUCCUGCGCUGACAAUGACAAUUUUAUGUCAAACUGUGUAGAUAAGCGUAGCUCAAUAUCUUUUUACGUUCGAUUAAUGAAAAUAUUCUAAAUGAUAUACUGUUGAUACAGAAAAUAUCCAAUACUGCUGAGAUGGGGYCGAUUUCAGGGGUCUAAGCAACAAUGGCUGGUGCUACAAUUAUGAAUACCUGCUUCACAACCAUCCAUAUUAUCUUACUAUCUUAACCAAAAGUAUUUUUAAUGACCGCUAACCCUGCUAUUUACAGGAGCGACUCACACAUUACCGUUACUGUGAUUAUUGUACAUGCAAUAUGGUUUAGAUCUGCUUGCAACCCACAUAGGUGUCAACAUCAACUCAUAAAAUAAUACUAAUAUGUUUUUACAUGCCCUCAUUAUUAAAUUAUUUGUCUUUAAAAGACUCUGAUGUAUAGGAAUUUUACACGUUUUUUAAUAAAGAGAAGCUCAAAAUC
Salvelinus sp. IW2-2015 is the source of this 9322-nucleotide messenger RNA. RefSeq names its product matrix-remodeling-associated protein 5. Lineage: Eukaryota; Metazoa; Chordata; Actinopteri; Salmoniformes; Salmonidae. The record is from RefSeq and is a predicted model, not a curated record. Gene Ontology annotation, molecular function: protein binding.